Molecule: messenger RNA, 1004 nt
Organism: Budorcas taxicolor (takin)
Lineage: Eukaryota; Metazoa; Chordata; Mammalia; Artiodactyla; Bovidae
Gene: TGFBR3L
Product: transforming growth factor beta receptor 3 like
Exons: 7
Coding region: 1-876 (291 amino acids)
Source: RefSeq, a predicted model, not a curated record
AUGCUGGGCACCGUGCCCCUGCUGGUGGCCCUGCUCCCGGGGACCACCGCCUUGCCCAGUGAGCCAGCUGAGCCCCCGUUCCCUGCGGCGCCCGGGCCCUGGCUGCGCCAACCCCUUUUCAGUCUGGAGCUGUCGGACGCGGAGGACGCCUUCCCGCGCCGUGCGGGGCCGCUCGAGGUCCCAGCAGACAGCCGCGUGUUUGUGCAGGCGGCCCUGGCCCGUCCCUCCCCGCGCUGGGGCCUGGCCCUGCACCGCUGCUCCAUAACACCGUCCUCGCGCCCAGCCCUGGGCCCCGCCCUGGCGCUGUUGCGCGGGGGCUGCUCCGCCGACUCCUCGGUCACCUUCCCGCCACCGCGGCUGCUCCUCGGUGCCGCCCGUCCUGCGCGUUUCAGUUUCCGCCUGCGCCCGGUCUUCAACGCCUCCGUGCAGUUCCUGCACUGCCAACUGAGUCGCUGCCGCCGCCGCCGCCGCCGCCGAGCCCGCUGGACGCCUGCGCCUUUGACGCUGCCUCCACUGGCGCCGUGUCUGCCUCAGGAUGAGGCGUGCGCGGGCGCCGGCAGUGGCAACGAUGAGAGCCUGGGUGCUAACAGCCCCCACCUGCACACACUGACGCAGCCCAUCGUGGUGACUGUGCCACGGCUGCCCCCCAGGCUACCCAAGGGCUUCCCCGGCAGAGCUGUGCGCCCCGAGUCUCCCGCGCCGGCCCCGGAGGCCCUGGAGCCCGCGCCGGUGGUAGCACUAGUGUUGGCCGCUUUCGUGCUGGGCGCCGCUGUGGCCGCCGGCCUCAGCCUCAUGUGCGCGCACUCAGCGCCCCAACUCCCCGGUCAGCCCCCGAGAGCCUCGCCCAGCGGCCCCCUGCCCAGGAGGCCCCAGUGAGGCGGAGAUGGCGCGCCCCCAGCAGGGUCCGGACACAAACCAGCCACGGCCUCGUAUCAGGCCCGCCUCGGGGGACUACGGUACUCGCUGGAACUACGAUCACUGCGCCCGCCUUCCUUGCUUCUCCU